AUGGAGCAUCGAUUUAAUGGAGGUGGCGGAGCAAAUCAAGCGCUUGAGGUUGAACGAGAUGAAGAACAGGCAGAGGAAAUCACGUACCUAUCAUCUCCUUCAUGGAGAACCCAAAAUCUGGGUUCAUUCUUGGAUCUACACAACUGGUAUCCCCAAUCGACGACUUUUAACCAUAUGAAUAAUGGUUUUAACCCCAUUGCAUACAACCACGAUGUUGAUGGGUUCGUUUCUUUUAUUUACGUUGAUGCAGGGAAGAGGGAUCUGUCAAAGGUCAACCAAGAUGGAAAGAAUCUACAGAUAGCUGUCGUUGCCUUGGAUAGUUCCGACGAACCAACCAUUUCUCAACUUCACAUCAUCAAGCUUCUCUCAUCUCAUCUCUGGUUCACCUGCUGCAGCAUAUCUCUAUUUCUCAACUCCGGUGUAUCUUCGAUCUACAAUCGAACGAUGGAGUGGUGGCCAGAAACAUACACUUGCCCCAUCUUCUCCUAA
This is a messenger RNA of Lactuca virosa, 489 nucleotides long. Lineage: Eukaryota; Viridiplantae; Streptophyta; Magnoliopsida; Asterales; Asteraceae. The record is from the annotation of a GenBank genome assembly.